UUGGGGGCGAGUAGGGGGACGGAGGCGUUUCGGUGCGCACGGAGCCCAGCCGCGUUCCGGGAAUCUUGCGCUCGGCCGCGCGUGGUGCUCACCGCCCGACUCGGGCGCAGCGGGCAGCUCGGGUGCAGGCGGGGGCAGACCCUCUGCGCCCGGCCCGCCUCCUGUGGGUAUAAUAGCGCUCGGCUCCUGGGCUCCAACACGCCUCCCACCGGACCAGUGGAUCUGCUUGCCACUUGUUCUGGACCUCGGACCUCGCUUUUCCUCCAAAUGGACCCGAACUGCUCCUGCCCCACUGGUGGCUCCUGCAGCUGCGCUGGCUCCUGCACCUGCAAGGCCUGCAGAUGCCCCUCCUGCAAGAAGAGCUGCUGCUCCUGCUGCCCUGUGGGCUGUGCCAAGUGUGCCCAGGGCUGUGUCUGCAAAGGGGCCUCGGACAAGUGCAGCUGCUGCGCCUGAUGUCGGGGAGAGCCUGCCCUAGUUGUCAACAGAGCAACCAUGACAAAUUUAUAUAUUUUUUCAUACAACCUGACCUGGUGCUAAAUUUCCUUUCUCUAUGAGACAUGUGAUUUCUAGUAAAGUUGUUGACUUUA
Molecule: messenger RNA, 587 nt
Organism: Capra hircus (goat)
Lineage: Eukaryota; Metazoa; Chordata; Mammalia; Artiodactyla; Bovidae
Product: metallothionein-1A
Exons: 3
Coding region: 268-453 (61 amino acids)
Molecular function (GO): metal ion binding
Source: RefSeq, a predicted model, not a curated record